Molecule: messenger RNA, 2237 nt
Organism: Phialemonium atrogriseum
Lineage: Eukaryota; Fungi; Ascomycota; Sordariomycetes; Cephalothecales; Cephalothecaceae
Exons: 1
Coding region: 280-2067 (595 amino acids)
Biological process (GO): protein polyubiquitination; protein folding; protein peptidyl-prolyl isomerization
Cellular component (GO): catalytic step 2 spliceosome
Molecular function (GO): ubiquitin protein ligase activity; peptidyl-prolyl cis-trans isomerase activity
Source: RefSeq, a predicted model, not a curated record
CUAGAUACCUAGGAUGGGUGGAUGGUUCUUUGAAUUUGUAGAUCAAGUCAGUUGGUCACAUGUGAAUUGCCUUGCUAGAGCACUUCCUAAGUCAAGCUGGAAAGUCGUUAAGAAGCUUUGAACCUAGGCGUGAUCGGGGCAGAUCACAGCCACUGUGGAAUCGUUGGCAUAGUGACUAGAACGGAAUCCUCAAUCCAACGCCACAUUUUUUUGAUCUCGAGCCACCGAACAUCCUACUGCCAACAACCGCGAGAGCGCCCGCCCCCCAAAGUCGCCAAGAUGGGCAAAGGCACCGACAAGCUCUACAUCACCCACUCGGAGUGGUCCUCCUCGGACGCCUACUCCGCCAGCGUCGGCUCCAAAGCCCGCGCCCGCCCCGGCGGCGGGCCCCGAGGCGGCGAUGGCGCCAACUUCCGGCGCCUCCCCUUCAACUACUGCGCCGCCAGCCUGCAGCCGUUCAAGAACCCCGUGUGCACCCCCGACGGCACCGUCUUCGACGUCGAGGUCAUCAGCACCUGGCUGGAGAAGCACGCGACCAACCCCGUCAACGGCGAGCCCCUCGCGGCCAAGGACCUGAUCAGGCUCAACUUUGCCCGUAACGCCGACGCCGGGUCCGGGUCCGCGGCCACAGGGGAAGGAGGAGGAGGAGGAACGGGAGGCGAGGCGCCGCAGGGCGACCUGAUCGACCCGGUCAGCUUCAAGGUGUUCACGGACAACACGCACAUCGUCGCGAUCCGGCACGGCGCCUACGCCAACGUGUUCGCGUGGGACACGGUCGAGCGCAUGAACAUCAAGGCCAAGAUGUGGCGCGACCUGGUCGACGACGGCGAGUUCGGGCGCGCCGACAUCAUCACGCUGCAGGACCCGCGCGACGCCGCCGUCCGGGACCUCAGCCGCUUCCAGCACCUCAAGGAUGGCGGGGACGCGCUGCUCACGAAGCAGCAGGUGGAGGAGCGCCGGGCCGGGAACGUCAACGUCGGCGCCCUGGGGAGCAUGGGCGACAAGGUGCUGCGCGCCAGGGAGGCCGUGGAGCGGGCUCGGAGGGAGCGCGAGGCCGGCGGCGACGUCAACAGGUCGUCGUCCAAGGCGCUGGCGGCGAGGGGUGCGGCGGGCGGCGCGGCCCGCCCGUCCAUGAUCCAGGAGAAGAAGCUCGCCCACAACGCCGCCAUGUAUACGACUGGGAGGGCGGCCGCCAGCUUUACGAGCACCGGGUUGACGCCGGAGACGAGCGGCGAGAGGGCCCUGCUCUCGGAUGAGCAGUGGAUGCUCAAACCGAGGCGGGUGAAGGUCAAGGGGUACGCUAGGAUGGAGACGAAUCUCGGCGAUCUGAACAUCGAGCUACAGACGGAAACGGCACCCAAGGCCGUGUGGAAUUUCAUCAGGCUGGCGCAGAAGGGCUACUACAGGGGGGUGGCAUUCCACCGCAACAUCAAAAACUUCAUGAUACAGGGGGGCGACCCCACGGGUACCGGCCGGGGAGGUGACAGUAUAUGGGGGAAGAAUUUCCAGGACGAGUUCGAGGGCCCGUUGACUCACGACGCGAGAGGCGUCAUGAGCAUGGCCAACAAGGGCAAGAACACAAACUCCAGCCAGUUCUUCUUCACGUACAGGCCCGUCAGCCACCUCGACAGGAAACACACCAUAUUCGGAAAGAUCGUGGGUGGCAUGGACGUGCUGGCCAAGAUGGAGCAGGUGCCCACGGACGGGUCGGACAGGCCGCUGAACAAGAUCUUCAUCAAGGACGUCGUGGUGUUCCUGGACCCGUUCGAGGAGUUCCUCAAGGAGAAGAGCAAGCAGGACAAGGCCGCGGAGCAGGACGCCGAGACGCAGCGCAGGGGCGGCACCGACGACGACAAGACCACCUGGACCGGGAAGCGCAUUCGCACCGAUGGGACCAUCUCCGGCGACGGCGCUGCGAGCGGCGUCGGGAAGUACUUGAAGGCGACGAUAGCUGCUUCGCGAAGUCAGGGAGAAUCGGCCGGGGAUGAUUCCGCUUUGGACACGUGGGAAGAGCCAGCUAAGAAAAAGGCCAGGACUGGUGGAUUCGGCAAUUUUGAUAACUGGUAGAUACCUUGGGUGCUUGUGAUAUAGUGCUUGUGAUGUAGAUGUGGCAUUGCUCGGCGUUCUAUGGCUGGGGAAAAAGCGACCAUGGUGGUCUGUUAUUCAAGAUUGGGUGCAGUUGUAUACAUUAGUCUAAACGCCUUCCAUGAAUUGGACUUAUCGUCCAUAAAACCCCA